Penicillium malachiteum is the source of this 813-nucleotide messenger RNA. RefSeq names its product Ser/Thr protein phosphatase superfamily. Gene Ontology annotation, molecular function: hydrolase activity. The record is from RefSeq and is a predicted model, not a curated record. The coding region runs from base 1 to 813 and encodes 270 amino acids. NCBI's taxonomy places the organism in Eukaryota, Fungi, Ascomycota, Eurotiomycetes, Eurotiales, Aspergillaceae. The transcript has 2 exons.
AUGGCCAACUUGCAAAUUGUGUCAGAUCUCCACUUGGAGAAACCGGCUGCAUACGAUGUAUUUGAGAUUCCACCUAAAGCACCUUAUCUGGCACUCCUGGGUGACAUAGGUGUCGUUGCUGAUGAGGGGUUCUUCCCUUUCAUUGAGACUCAAUUACGACAAUUCAAAAUUUUUUUCUUCCUCCUUGGGAACCACGAGCCUUAUCACCUUACUUGGAAAGAGACCAGUCAAAAAAUACAUGAUUUUACGACAUCGAUAAAUGACAGACGUUCUGAGGAUAAUCCAUUCGGCAAAUUUGUCUUCCUAGACCAAACCCGAUUCGACCUGUCACCAAGUAUAACCAUUUUGGGAUGCACAUUAUUCUCCAGAGUCGCCGACCAGUACCGUGAGCAGACAGUUGAGGACCAUACUGCUGCCUACGAGGCCGAUCUUAAAUGGCUUAAUGACCAAGUCACACAAAUAACAAGCGAAGAACCCCAACACACUAUCAUUAUUUUCACACACCAUAGCCCUUUGGGUGGAGAUCCACGUGGUGCUGAUCCCAGACAUGUCAAUAGUCCGUUAUCAUCUGGAUUUGCAACGGACUUGUCGAUGGAAGAAUGCUGGAAGAAUCCGAAUGUUCGCCUGUGGGCUUAUGGACACACACACUACAAUAUUGACCUUCUGGAUGAGACAAAGGGUAAAAGGAUCAUGAGAAAUCAGCGAGGAUACUAUUUCUCAGGCUCAGAAUUUCAAUGUGGAAAAAUGUGUUCUUGUAUCGGAUUCUCCCCGGUAGAGAGAGCAUGCGAUCAUGAACUUACCAGUGAAAUCUAG